Rotaria socialis is the source of this 1323-nucleotide messenger RNA. NCBI's taxonomy places the organism in Eukaryota, Metazoa, Rotifera, Eurotatoria, Philodinida, Philodinidae. The record is from the annotation of a GenBank genome assembly.
AUGACAAAUUUCACGUCAUCUGAACCUUUGCUGCUGGAUGUGGAAUCAGUUUCAUCUUUACCACAAUGGCUACUGACGCCAUUUAUCAUUAUAUCCAUUACAGAAACUAUUCUUGGCAUUGUAGGCAAUGGUCUUGUUAUUAUUGUAAUAUCGUGUAUUGGUAAAUCAAAUGCACUACACAGACCAUAUAAUUGUUUUAUUGUUAAUUUAGCAUUAAGCGAUUUAGUUUUAUGUUUAUUUACAAUGCCUUUGAAUACAUAUCGAAGUUUAAAUGUCUACAUGAGAUUCCCACCAGCAUUCUGUAAAUUAGCUGAUAGUUUUCCAGCAAUAAAUGUAUGUGUUUCAUCAUUAACUAUAGUUGCAAUAUCAGUUCAUCGAUAUUUUGUCGUUUGUUAUCCACAUAAAAAGCUAAUUGGAACAUUUUUAACAUUUUUUGUCAUGAUUGGAAUAUGGAUAUUAGCUAUUGGAGCAGCCAGUCCACUCUUUAUAUACUCACGUUCGUCAAAAGUUUAUGAUGAAGUCAUUGUUGAAAUGGUAGUUAAAAUGACGUGUAUAAAUUUAAUAGAUAAAUCAUGUGAAGAACACUAUUAUAAAAUGUACGGACGUUUACAUGUCUGUCAUGAAUCGUGGCCUCAACACGGUGAUUUGCGUCUUGUGUACACUAUCUUUAUGUUUUUUCUUCAAUUUAUUCUUCCUAUUUCAAUUAUUUGUAUAACUUAUUAUCAAGUUAUGGUUAAAUUAAGAGAACAUUUUCGAUAUCGAUUUUUAAUCAAACGUCAUAACAUCGCUUCGUUACGUCAUGAAAUUAGUCGUCAACGAAGAAAUAAUGUUCUUCUAUUACUUAUUGUAUCGUCAUAUGCAAUUAGUUGGUUGCCAUUUAACAUUUCAUAUACCGUGUUUACAUAUGUGAAUCGGUAUAAUAAUAUAACAGACAAUGAUCAAACACCUCAUGAUAAACAAGCAAAUGAAUUAUCUAAAUAUCUUCCAUUACGCUUUUUAAUAUGUAUGAUAUCAGCAAUAACUAAUCCAUUUUUAUAUGGUUAUUUCAAUGAAACUUUCAAAGAUGGACUAGGAAAAAUAUUUUCAUUAUGUUGUCAACAUAUGAAUAGACAGAAAAAUGAACUACAUUGUGAUCAAGUGAAUAUUCCACAAUCAGAGGUAACUCUAAAAAAUCAUCAAAAUAGUGUUUCGAGAUCAAAGACAAAUUUUCAGCCAGUAUCACCCAAUAAACAUUCAAAUAAUGGACUAUUAAAUCAUUUGUCAACUCAAUUAACAAUAGAUAAUGCAAAUCAUCUAUCAUUGUCACUAUCAUCAGCCAGUUGA